Messenger RNA from Aspergillus homomorphus CBS 101889, 1623 nucleotides. RefSeq names its product cytochrome P450. The coding region runs from base 1 to 1623 and encodes 540 amino acids. The transcript has 7 exons. Gene Ontology annotation, molecular function: iron ion binding; heme binding; oxidoreductase activity, acting on paired donors, with incorporation or reduction of molecular oxygen. The record is from RefSeq and is a predicted model, not a curated record. Lineage: Eukaryota; Fungi; Ascomycota; Eurotiomycetes; Eurotiales; Aspergillaceae.
AUGGAGAAUCUGGUAGCUUUGACUCUCGGGGCUCUUGCUGGAACUGGUAUUCAUCACAGUCUAUUCAUCAAUGGCGAAUGGCACAUCCAAGCACCAGCGGUUCUGGUCAGUCAUCUCGGCGCCUUCGGACUCAUUAUUUUGCUCUACAGUAUAGUCGCAUACUAUGGCACGGGUUAUUUGGUCGCGCUUUUCACUAGUAUCACCAUCUACCGGAUUUUCUUUCACCGGCUGUCGCACUUCGACGGUCCCUUCUGGGCGCGAGUGUCGAAGCUCUGGCAUGUGUGGAAGGUGCGCGACUCGAAGAACCAUAUCUUCCUGGCCGGGCUGCACGCUCAAUACGGGGACUUUAUCCGGACUGGCCCCAGUGAGAUCACGGUCGUCCACCCGGACGCUUUCAUGGUCCUCGAUGGGCCGCAAACCAAAUGUGUCAAGGCCGAAUGGUACGACCUGCUUCAUCCAGGACGCGCCCUGGUGACCACCCGCGACAAGAAGAUCCACGCCGCGCGCCGUCGGCAGUGGAAUCGCGGCUUUUCAUCUCGCGCCCUUGCCCAGUAUGAGAAGAAAGUUCUCUUCUAUCUCGGUCAAAUGGACGAAAUUAUCGAGGGAAAUGCCCGAACGGGGCAGGUCUGCGAGGUCACUGAUCUGUUCUACUGGUUCGGGUUCGACGCGAUGGGCGACUUUGUCUUCAACAAAUCGUUCGACAUGCUGCACAACCAGAAAUGGCACCACAUCGUGGUGAUCCUGCAGAAAGCGCUGGACCUUCUGGGCCCGAUGAGUCCGGUUCCCUGGCUCAUUCAGAUUGCGUUUCGAUUACUGCCCAGCUUCUGGCUGGUCAAGUACUGGUUCACAAUGGAGGCGUGGUGCGAGGAGCAGAUGCGGGAGCGUAUACAGAUGAAACUCUCCGACGACCCGACCCGCGUCCCCGACGUGGCGCACUACCUAAUCGAAGACCUCAAAGACCCCACCACUGCGACCGACGGCUGGACGUGGCUUGGGGGCGACAGCAUCCUGGCCAUCGUCGCCGGCAGUGAGCCCACGGCGGCGGUACUAAUCGGCCUCUUCUUUGAACUGGCCCGCCACCCCCAGGACGCUGAGGCUAUCAACGCCGAACUCCGCCAAAGCCGAGUCGAUAUCACCGACCCCGUUGCCCUCGCCAAAUUCUGUCCCCAUCUGGAAGCCUCCAUCACUGAAGCCCUGCGACUCUUCCCCGCACUUCCAACGGCGGGCCUGCGCAAGACGUUGGAUGAAGCGGUGGUGAUCGCAGGGACGGUCAUUCCCCCCCAUACCACCGUCGUCGCCCCGCGGUUUUUGAUCGCUCGGAGCGAGUAUUGCUUCGAGCGCGCAUCGGAGUUCAUCCCUGAUCGCUGGUACAGGAAGCCCCAAAUGGUGAGGAAUAAGGCUGGGUACAACCCGUUCGGCAUCGGUCACAACAGCUGCCUCGGCAAAACGCUCGCAACGGAUUAUCUUCGCCUCGUCACCGCCCGGCUCGUGGGCAAGUACCAUUUACGCUUCCCGGAGGGGGAGACAGGCGAUGCGGUGUUGGCCCACUUGCGGGAUCGCUUCGCCUCCAAUCCGGGACGGUUGAGGUUGAGGCUGGAUUUAAGGGAGGAUGCAGUUUGCUAG